Molecule: messenger RNA, 915 nt
Organism: Penicillium oxalicum
Lineage: Eukaryota; Fungi; Ascomycota; Eurotiomycetes; Eurotiales; Aspergillaceae
Product: putative transcription initiation factor TFIID, 31kD subunit
Exons: 1
Coding region: 1-915 (304 amino acids)
Biological process (GO): RNA polymerase II preinitiation complex assembly; DNA-templated transcription initiation
Cellular component (GO): SAGA complex; transcription factor TFIID complex
Molecular function (GO): RNA polymerase II general transcription initiation factor activity; protein heterodimerization activity; transcription coactivator activity
Source: RefSeq, a predicted model, not a curated record
AUGGCUUCUGUCGGCCAGCCACAAGGCUCUGCGCCUGCCACGCAACCUCUCACACCCCCCGCUGAAAAUGCCACGACGAAUGGCGUCUCCGCUCCCGCCGCAGCCACGACGGCCUCCCAAGGCGUCGCGCCCACAUCGGCCAUUGCGCCGACCACGUCGACCGCAAAACCGUCCCACGUCCCGGGGACGUCUCUUCAAGAUAGUGGCAAAUCACGACGGCCGCGCGAUGUCCGCCUCGUUCACAUGCUCCUCGCUUCCCUCGGCGUCACCGCCUAUCAAGACCGUGUGCCCCUGCAAUUGCUCGACUUUGCCUACCGCUACACAUCAAACGUGCUUCAAGACGCCGUGCACCUGGCCACAGAGGGCUAUGCAGCGGCGAUCCCUGAUACCACGGGGACUGGCAAGGGUGCGCCCUCCGCCGAGACGAACGGUGUCUCGCUACAGGCGCUACGACUCAGCAUUGCCUCUCGGUUACACUAUCAAUUUCAGACGGGGCUGCCAAAGGAGUUCCUGAUGGAUGUGGCGUCGGAACGUAACCGUAUCGCGUUGCCCGGUGUAUCAAGAGGAUUCGACCCCGCCGCGGGGGGUGCGAACGGGAAUCCGGCGGCGGCCAAUGCAAACCAGAGCAUUAUGAUGGCUGGUAUGCGAUUGCCUCCUGAGCGAUUCUGUCUCACCGGCACUGGGUGGAAUAUGAAGGAUGAGUGGGAUAGUGAAGGAGAGGAAGAAGAGGAAGAGUUGCCCGAUGCGCCGCAGCAGCAGGUCAAGGGCCCGGAGACGUCGAGGGCGGGUGAAGGCGAGGAAGAGGGCGGAGAUGAAGAUGAGGGUGAUGGGAAGAUGGAGGAUAUCUUCGGCGAGGAUACCGCCAUGGGGGAAGCGGGUGAUGGGGACGGGGACCAGAAGAUGGGCGAUGCCUAA